GAUUAUUACCAAGUUCUAGGUUGUCCAAGAAAUGCGGAUGAAAGUGCUUUAAAAAAGGCCUACCGAAAAUUGGCCGUCAAGUGGCAUCCGGAUAAGAACCCCGGCAAUGAGCAAGCGACCAAAAACUUCCAGAAGAUCAGCGAGGCAUACGCGACCCUGUCCGAUGCUAAAAAACGUCAACUGUACGAUCAGUACGGA
Phaeodactylum tricornutum CCAP 1055/1 is the source of this 198-nucleotide messenger RNA. RefSeq names its product chaperone, dnaj-like protein (gene HSP40A). Gene Ontology annotation, cellular component: nucleus; cytoplasm. The annotation marks the transcript as partial. The record is from RefSeq and is a predicted model, not a curated record. Gene Ontology annotation, molecular function: protein folding chaperone; protein-folding chaperone binding. The transcript has 2 exons. Lineage: Eukaryota; Bacillariophyta; Bacillariophyceae; Surirellales; Neidiaceae.